AUGGAAACGCUUUGGAAUUCUUUAUGCAUCAUUCGUCUUGCUCUUUCAUCUGAUGGGCACUACUGCAUAAUCAUUGUAGCAGAAGUAAAUGCAGAAAUAGCAAAUCAAAAUCAUCCAAGACACAAUGGAGUGGCUCUUGUGGCUCUGCCUACCGCUUUACUUGCUCUGGAAUUUCCAGUCAGUCUCUCUUGGAAGAGUCUGACUUUUCUUGAUCUUAGGCAUAACAUGCUUGAAGGACCAUUGCCUCCUUCCAUCUGCGAUUCCGAAAACCUGAAGUAUCUUCUGUUGGCUGAAAACAAAUUGAAUGGUACAAAUUCCUCAAUGCUUGGGAAAUUUCAAGGUCCUAUAGCCACUUCUAAGACUAAACUCCCAUUUCCCAAGCUGCGAAUCUUCGACAUAUCUCACAAUGAGUUCACUGGCAUCCUACCGGCAGACCUUCCGAAGAACUUUAGAGCCAUGACCAGCCUUGAUAGCAGAAAAGAACUUGAAUACAUAGGAAAUCGAUUUUACUACGUAGAUUCUGUGACUUUGGUGAUGAAGGGCAAGGAAAUUGAGUUUGUCAGAGUCCUCAAGCUUUUCACUGCGGUUGAUUUAUCUUCGAACAAGUUUCAAAGUGAGAUUCCCAAGUCCAUAGGAAAUCUCAUAUCAGUCAGGGGAAAUUCCAUGGCAGCUUACAAAACUAACCUUUCUUGCAUUCUUCAACCUCUCCCAAAAUCAUCUUCUCGGACGCAUUACUCUAGUGACUUAGCAUUAUGUGGAUUUCCAUUGAAAGAUUGUGGAGAAAUUGAGGCCGCACAAUCACCUGCCAAGGCGGAAACAUCGCAAAGAAAUUGUUUUGGCAUUCUUGGCUGGUUUCCUCGGGAAUCAGCAGUCAGUGGACAUUGCUUUGGUAUGGUUGUUGGGCUAUGCAUUGGAGGCCUGCUAUUUACUGGAAAGCCAAGGUGGUUCCUACCAUCAGUUGCUAAAGACACGCAUCAAUGGUCAAGAAGUGGUGAAAGAAUGAAAGAUGAUCUUGGACUGAGAGAAAGAUUUCGUUGGCAUUUGGCAGUCUAUGCCAAUCUGUGA
Molecule: messenger RNA, 1065 nt
Organism: Coffea arabica (coffee)
Lineage: Eukaryota; Viridiplantae; Streptophyta; Magnoliopsida; Gentianales; Rubiaceae
Source: RefSeq, a predicted model, not a curated record